This is a messenger RNA of Scomber japonicus (chub mackerel), 5425 nucleotides long. It is a transcript of the gene mtmr10, whose product is annotated as myotubularin related protein 10. The record is from RefSeq and is a predicted model, not a curated record. The transcript is spliced from 16 exons. The coding region runs from base 475 to 2775 and encodes 766 amino acids. Lineage: Eukaryota; Metazoa; Chordata; Actinopteri; Scombriformes; Scombridae.
UGCAGCAUCAGGUACUGCGUUUGGCUCAAUUAGUUAGACUUUGAGGAAGUCACUGGUCGUAACUACUUUAGUAACAGGUGGAAAGAAAAUGUAGACGUCCAUCGGAAGCCUGUACGAUUUUUUGUAUUGGUUUAUCUUUGCGUGGCAGCAGUGUCUAUAACUUUAUGUAGUACUUUAUGCUGGCUAGCUAACCGAGCUAACGCCGACGUCUCAACAUUAACUUCUGUCAACUUUUCACACCAGCUACUACCCAAAUCUGCGACUUGAUAGCUUAUCGAAAUGGAGGGGCGCCGUCGCUCGUCCAGGCUGUCUCGGUGAAUAUUUUCCACUCGGACGUCUCGAAUUGACUCAGCUAAAGGUUGACUUUAAGUUUCUUGAAGGCUCCUCUUUGGCUUGUUUUUUUCCUCUGGCAGCAGCCAAGCGCUUUGCCAGGUCGCCCGUUCAGGACCAGCACCGAGAGGGCGGACAUAAACAAUGUUUUCUGUGAAACCCAUGAAACCAACCUUCAAGUGUUACCUUCCUCCUGUGCAGACUGAUGUUAAGAAAACCAUUGAACCACCUAUCAAAAAGGUGGAGCCAAAGCUACUACCAGGAGAGAUAGUAGUUAAUGAGGUGAACUUUGUGAGGAAAUGCAUCAGCGCUGAAAGCAGCCAAGAUGACCUUUGGGGGAAGUUGAUAUGCACCAACUUUAAGGUCUCCUUUAUCCCUCAAGAUGUACCACCUAAACAGAAGGCCCAGCUGUCCCACCUGCUGCUUGGAGUGCAUGAUAUCCCCCUGACCUGUUUAGAGCAAGUGGUAACAGUGAAUGAUACAAAGGGGAAGAAGAAAGUGUUAGGCUCAAACCAGAAGCUGAAAUUCAACCCCACUGAGCUCAUCCUGUAUUGCAAAGACUUGCGCAUCAUAAGGUUCUGCUUCGGUGAGGCUGGGCCUGAGAGUGCCAAAAAGGUUUGCCUUGCUAUUGCCCAUUACACCCAUCCAGCUGAUCUUCAACUGCUGUUUGGUUUUGAGUAUCAAGGGCGGCGAUACCAUGAAUCUAAAGAGCAACGAGUCAAUGGCUCCACCCCACGGGGAGGAUUACUCACCCCCAUUUUUGACCGUCCAUCGGACUGGGAUCGAGAGAUCAAGCGGACGGGUGCUUCAGAGUGGAGGGUGUGCUCCAUCAAUGAGAGUUAUGCCAUCUCAUCAAGUCUUCCAGAGUACAUUGCGGUUCCAGCUUCUCUGGCAGAUCAGGAUCUAAAGCAGUACUCAAUUUUCUUCACUGAUAAUCGCAUCCCUCUCUGGUGCUGGAAUCACCCUAAUGGGAGCGCUCUGGUCCGCACGGCCUGCAUAAAUGACCCAUUGCAGCAGAAGAAGAUUGAUCAGAGAGUCUUUACCGCCAUAACCAAAAGCCAUCCACAGCGCAGUGAAGUCAUCAAGUCAGAUCUGGACAAGUGUCUGCCUAACAUCCAGGACAUCCAGAGUGCUUUUUAUAAAGUCAAGCAGAUCUCUGUCAUAGAUCCUUUUGAGGAGUCUGAGGAGAGGUGGCUUUCUUCCAUUGAAAACUCACGAUGGCUGGAGUACGUCAGGGCGUUUCUGAAGCAUUCAGCUGAGAUGGUUUACUACCUGGAUGGGAAGAAUUCUUCAGUCAUUCUCCAAGAGGAAGAAGACAGAGACCUGAACUGUGUGGUGUCCUCCUUGGUGCAGCUCAUGUUGGACCCUCACUAUCGCAGCCUUGUCGGCUUUCAGAGCUUGGUGCAAAAGGAGUGGGUGAUGGCAGGCCAUCGCUUCUUGGAUAGAUGCAACCACUUAAAGAAGAAUGACAAAGUGGAGUCCCCGCUGUUCAUGCUUUUCCUGGACUGCGUGUGGCAGAUGAUGAACCAGUAUCCUGCAGCGUUCGAGUUCACAGAGACCUAUCUGACGGUCUUGAGUGAUAGCAUGUGGAUCCCGCUCUUCAGUACUUUCCUCUUCAAUUCUCCUAAACAGCGGACUCAGCACUUGAUGGACUUUGCCAAGAAUAAAGCCAUCCCUCAAGGGGAAGACCCUGUCGUGUAUUUCCCACCGGUUUGGGACUGGUCACAACAGUUCUCCAUCAAAGACCAAACCCUCUUUAACAACCCCAUGUACAUAGGCAAAGGAGCCGCCUGUGUUCAGAAUGGGGAAGUGAAAACCUUCAAACGCACAAAGAAGACCUACAGUUCCACUUUGCGAGGAACCCCUGCAUCUAUGCGUAAUGGACUGAGAGAGGAACCGUUGACUCGGCGGGGCUCUCUGUUGUCAGAGCUAAGGUCAGAAUUCUCACCAGUAAAAGAGGUGUUGGAGAGCCCAUCUGAGCGCUUCUUCAGGGACUGGUUCUCUCGGCCCGCUGACCAGCAGGGCCUCCUGAUUCCCCUGCUUGUACCUUCACAUGUGGCUCUCUGGAAGCUCUUCUUUCUACGUUGGGUUCCUGAAGCCUGCAUUCCCAAAGGAGGCCCUGUCACUGCCUAUCACAAGCUCUCCCAACUGGUCGAUGAAAUUGAGAUACUACAGAGCCACCUCAGGCAGUAUAAGGGACCCAGUCCGGGGAGCACACCAGUCCCCAGCCCAUGCGGGCCCCCCUCAGAUCAAAGGAGGAUGUAUUUUAAGGCCACCUCCCCACAUGACCCCCCCACUCCUCCAGACUUCCUUACUUCCUCCUUUCCUUUCACUCCAAUGGGAAACCUGUGCCGCCGCACAAUCCAUGGGACUCCCAUUAGCAAAUUUCUGAAUGGGGCAAAGAUCUGGCUCUCUACAGAGACUCUCGCUAAUGACACUCUCUGAGGACAUGUGGCUUUAGGGCUUACUUUUCUGAGCCUAGCAUGAGUUUCUUUAUCAAUUAAUCAUUUUAUUUUCUAUUACCUCUUCCUUAUAUACUGAGAAGCCAAUUCAUUAAUAGAAAAAUUUAACUUUUUAUUUCUAAUUUUUAAUUUAUAAGCUAGAAUUUUCACCAUUGGUGCUGCAAUGAAAUCUGAGGUCAUUUCUAAACUGAAGUGCCACCUAUAGGACUGAAUCAUCAUUGUCCAUUACAGUUGAGGAAUUCACAAUUGCUGAAGCACAUCCUCUUUAUUGUCCAGUGAGUUGUUACUGUGAUGUCUCGUCCUACUGUGAAAGAUCGUCAUACUUAAAGCAUUUUAAUGUAUUUUCUUCUCUUUAGCUAAGGUCUUUCUCAAUAUUUAGCUAAGCUAACUGCUCUUUUUUGUGGAGUUUGUUGCUUUUGGAGAUUUUAAUAUAGUUGUGGCUAGGGUGAGGGCUCCCUAUGAUUCACUGCACAUUUUUCAGCUAUAAUUGGAAUUUAACAAAGUAUGUGUGUGGCAUUAAUGGUAUCAGUUUGGUUGUCAUUUCUCUGAAAUCUCAUUGGUCAGUAUGACUUCCCAACUGUAAUGGAAUUGAAAGAUUUCAUGUAAAUGGCGACACUUGAAAUUAGAAAAUGCCAGUUUUUAUUGCAGCAACAAUGAUGCAUUUCACUGAAUACUGAUUUCCAAGUACUACAUUUGUUUGUGCUUGUAAUUGACAAUGUAAUAUUUUACCUGAUCUUUUUUUAUUUCAGAAAGAGGAACAGAAAAUAACACUGCUAACAUGAUUCUACUAUGUGGUAGAAACAAAAAAAGGAUCUGGCCUGGUUGAAUGUAAUGGGGUUGGGCUUUCGUUUUCCUUGCACAAACUUAAUGCUAUUUGCUCCAAGUGCCCAUAUUUUCAUGGUUGGGUUACAGUUUCACUGUAGGUAGCAAAUGGUGUGAAUUCAGGGUCUCACUUUGUAGAUUUCCUCUAUUUUUGAAGCAGAGAUAUAAAGGCCUAUAUUUUUAGCAUCACACUUCAGGUGAUACUUAGAGGGGAAAGUUGAGCUGUGAGGACUUCAAUCUGUGGUAGAUACUUCCUCUUUUUUUGAAGAGGUUUCAUCAAACUUUUAUAGAGGCCUUCUGGUAAGGCGGAAAAGAAACUGUUCAGAUUAACGGGAGCUGAAUGGAUGAAUAUUUGAAAGCAAAGGGAAAGACAAGGGCUUUGACUCAAACCAGUCCCGAGUGUAGUAUGUGGUGAGCUGGAUCUUAGGCACAAGUUACUGAUCCCGUAAACGUGAUGGUGAUGGGUCAGUGACAAGGGAUGCAGUUUCCAGACAGUACACGAGAAAACAACAGCAAUAAAACAUCUGGAUUAGAAAGUGUCUGUAUAUAACACAUGAAUAAACUGUUCGGACAUACUGAAAUGAAAUAACUCACCACAAGCUACACAGUGUUAGAAAGCGAAAGGUUUUGUAAGAAUGACAUGUUGAACUGUAUACACUGUUACACAUACUGUAUGUAGCUUUAUCAGUACUUACAUUUUUUAAAGAAACUUUUAUUUUAGUUUUUCCACAUAAUUCAACUCAGCUUACAGGACUAAUAUAACAGAAAACAUGCAGUGAAGCUACUGUACUUCCUGUCAGGAUGGGGAUGCUUAUGAGUGUUUAUGAUGCAAUCAGGGAAUUUCCUAUUGUCCACUGUACUCUGAUGAUUUUGGUGUGGGAUAUCCUUUAAAAAUGUCUCCUUGGGAUGUUUACCACUUCCUAGACUAGGGACUGGUUUGAGACACGUCAGGGGAAACGGAUCAGUCAUCCAGUGCCUCCAUUGGAAAAAGUGGUGAGGAACUAGCACUGUGUAAUGUUUUAAUGUCUUAAAAAUAACAAUACAGCAUUAAUGACUAAAGCCCUUUGUUAUGUUAAAUAUUACACCACUGGACAGAGUGAAUAUCUGUCCCACCAUUACACAGAAACAUUGAUCCUUAGAUGGUAGAUUGACCAGUUUCCAAUGAUACUCAGGAAAACUGGCGAUUCUUUGGCAAUAAUGAGUUUCAGGUGUUUUUAGUAUACAUGUGUAUAAUGUGAGUGCAGGGCCUGCUCUCCUAAAUGCUAACAAUUGCACAUUUUACUCCAUAUAUAGGUUAGUUUGUUUUAAGGGGUGGUUGUUGAAUAUCAUUUUGGCAGAUAUAAAUACUGUAUAUGCUUGAAAUCUUCCAAUUAAUAUUUUUGAUUCAUGGUACUAAAUAACUUUUAUCUUUGAUUUAGUCUUUAUAUUUUAUGCAGAGAUAUUUAUAUGCUGUGUUUUUCCACUAAUUCACACCGUUGCACUCUGCUGUAAUUGUAUGACGACUGUGCUUCCACUGUGGCACAGUUUGAUAUUGAUUAGCAGCAGAUGUAUUUAUUCAGUUAUGCAAAUGUACUCUGAGAGGGAUGCAGUCGCUGCUCUACAUCCCCUGUGCCUUCUUUUUUGGGAAGAUUGACCAUUUUGUAACUAUAUUCUAAAUCCUGUUGACUUCUUUUAGUUUUCUAAUUCUAAUGGUUUUCAUCAACUCUGUAACCUGAUAAAGUCAGAGGUACUGCACUGAAGCUGUUUUUCCUAACAGAAAAUAAGGCUUAAAUGUGUACCAGUAACCAAUCAUUACAUUAUUUUUCAAAUGA